AUGGCACUGGCCAAAGACCAAAAAAUUCCACAUGAUUCAAGCAUGAGCAGCAAGGUUCAAAACUGUUUUUUUAGUGAGGCUAGCGUGGAGACUACCUCCAUGACUGUUCAUAGAGUCAAUGAGUACCACAAAUCAGUGUUAGCAGAGGAAGAUGGUCUCGGCAAUGAUUCAGCUGUAACACAUUCUCCUCCUCUAUGUGGCAGUGGCAAAGGAUAUGCUUAUAAGGGCACGAACUAUCAGCUUGAAGAAGAAGAAUCUCUGAUUAAUUUCAAAGGGUACAGCAAUCUCAUGCAAACUGAUGAAUCAUUGCUUAGCUUUCAGCACAACAGGGAUACUAGUCAGAAAGAGUACUGUGUUUGGGAGAAUAAUUUGCAUCAAGGCCAUAACCACUGGAAUGAGACUAGUCCAAGAAGCACUAAAAACAUGCGUCUGGUGCAGGAUUUCAAUUGCUUUCAUACUGCUAGUGGCUAUAGCUCCAUAUUCAAUAAUGCAAACGAGAAGCAACAUGUUCAAAGUUCAUCAGGGUGGCUCUACUCAGCACCAUCUAUCCCGAAUGAUAGGAGCCUCCACAAGUUAGGAGCACCAGAGACAGUUUUGCAAAAGCGCCCUUCAAUGGGACAGAACAUGAAAGCUGCGAAGAAGCAAUGUUCAACUGAGAGCAAAACGCCAAAACAUAAGUCAAGCCCCUCCAAGGAUCCUCAAAGUGUGGCUGCCAAGAAUCGAAGAGAGAGGAUAAGCGAGCGAUUGAAGAUACUACAAGAACUAGUGCCUAAUGGCUCCAAGGUUGAUAUGGUUACUAUGCUGGAGAAAGCAAUUAGCUAUGUAAAGUUUCUUCAACUUCAAGUGAAGGUGUUGGCAACUGAUGAAUUUUGGCCUGUUCAGGGUGGAAAACCUCCUGAUAUUUCUCAAGUAAAGGAAGUCAUCGAUGCCAUUCUAUCAUCACAAAGAGAGAGAAGUUCAAGCUCAAAGUAG
Sphenostylis stenocarpa is the source of this 972-nucleotide messenger RNA. Lineage: Eukaryota; Viridiplantae; Streptophyta; Magnoliopsida; Fabales; Fabaceae. The record is from the annotation of a GenBank genome assembly.